AUGUCCGUAAAUCCUACCCUAAGUUCAAGAAUACCUCAAGCCACAACAAAACUGCUCCUGGUAAGACAAACCAUGCCAAGAUCCCACAUACGACUUAAUAUACAGCAACAUGCCUUGCGAUCGUCUCAUUUCAUGUUUCCAAUGACGGCGUCGAUAUCGCAUCCAAGACUACACUUGCCUCCCUUUAACAAUAUACAUUUUAUUACUACGAGGCGCCAUAUAUCGCUAUUCCCAAAGAUAAUCACAAAAGUAGUGAAACUGCCUGUGUAUGUGGGUGGCGGAUUGGCCGCUAUGGGCAGUUAUGUAGCCUACAAGAUUGAAGAGGCAAAUACGUUCACCAUCGAUAAACUGAAUCAGGCAAAGGAUUUUUCAAAUUCGAUGAAAGAGAAAUUCAAUAGAAUGUUUGGCUCAUCGGAAUCAGCAGGUAAUAAUAGUAAUAAUAAUAAUGGAAACCCUGAUGGAACUGUCCCGACUGCGACAUUAUUAGCAUCUUUAGUGGACGAAGAAGAUUCUACCACAGGUGAUGAAGAGGAUGACGAAGAUGAUGAUGACCAAUUAAAUGCAGUGGAUACCACUCAUGAUGAGAUGUUGAAUUUAACUAAACAGAUGAUUGAAAUUAGAUCCAUUUUAAGUAAAGUGGACUCCACAUCAGCAAAUUUGACAUUACCUUCCAUUGUGGUAAUUGGGUCACAAUCUUCUGGUAAAUCUUCUGUGUUGGAAUCAAUUGUUGGGAAAGAAUUUUUACCAAAGGGGUCUAAUAUGGUUACUAGAAGGCCUAUUGAAUUGACCUUGGUAAAUACUCCUGGUGUAAACGAAACUACUGCUGAUUUCCCCAGUUUGAGGACAUACAACUUAAAGGAUUUUAAAGAAGUGAAAAGGAUCUUAAUGGAAUUAAAUAUGGCCGUACCAACAACGGAGGCAGUAUCUGAAGAGCCCAUUCAACUAACCAUAAAGUCGUCCAGUAUACCAGAUUUAUCUCUGGUGGAUUUACCAGGUUAUAUUCAGGUGGAAGCUGCAGAUCAACCAACGGAGCUUAAAACAAAGAUUCGUCAAUUAUGUGAUAAAUAUCUAAAUGAACCAAAUAUCAUUUUGGCAAUUUCAGCAGCUGAUGUAGAUCUGGCCAAUAGUUCGGCAUUAAGAGCUGCCAAAAUGGCUGAUCCACAAGGGUUAAGAACUAUUGGUGUCAUUACUAAGUUAGAUCUGAUAAGUCCAGAAGCUGCAAGAAAUAUCCUAAAUAAUAGAAAAUAUCCAUUGAAGAUGGGGUACGUGGGUGUAAUAACGAAAUCAAACAAUAGCACACUAGGUCUUUCCGGGACUUCGUCAUUAGGUUCAGGCGUGUCACACUUAUUUGGUAAAAAGAAUCAAGAGGAUGGUAACAAAUCUAUAGCUAGUAAGGGUCUAUCACAACAGCAACUACAAACCAAGCAAUUUGAAAGAUCUUACUUCCAUGAGAAUAGGAAAGUUUUUGCCAAUUGUCAAGUUAGUACCAAACGUUUGAGGGAGAAAUUGAUCAAGAUUUUAGAAAUUUCCAUGUCGAAUGCAUUAGAACCUACGUCUACAAUCAUUCAACAAGAGCUGGAUGAUACAUCAUAUUUAUUUAAAGUGGAAUUUAACGAUCGUCAAUUGACGCCCAAGUCAUAUCUACUUAAUAACAUUGAUGUCUUAAAGUUAUCUAUAAAGGAGUUUCAAGAGAAGUUUAAUAGAAACGAACUAAAAUCAAUAUUGAAGGCAGAUUUGGACCAAAAAGUUUUAGAUUUCUUGGCAACAAGGUAUUGGAAGGAUGAAAAUUUCCUAGAAAUCUCCAAUGACUAUAUGAAAAAUGAUGACGAAAUCCUUUAUUGGCAUAAGAAAUUGGAAUUAGCCUCUUCUAGCCUAACGAAGAUUGGUAUUGGUAGAUUAUCAACCAUGCUGGUUACCAAUUCAAUCUUAAAAGAAUUAAGCAACAUAUUAGACUGUACACAAUUGAGGAACCAUGAUUUGAUUAAAGAAUUGGUAACAAACACCGCUGUUAACGUUUUGAAUACCAAAUAUUAUUCUACGGCAGACCAAGUAGAAAAUUGUAUUAAGCCAUUCAAGUAUGAAAUUGACUUAGAAGAUAGAGAUUGGAAUAUUGCCAGAGAUCAUUCAAUUAAUCUAAUGAAGGAAGAGUUGCGUCAAUGUAACGCGAGAUACGAUGUUAUAAAGAAUGCUAUUGGCAAUAAGAAGUUGCAAGAUGUUAUGAAGUACUUAGAACGUGAUUCUUCGAGAACAGAGACAUUAGGUAUGUCCAAAUUGCUGUUGGAAAGAGCCUCUGAGGCACUAUUUCUGGACAAAAGAUCAAAGUUACUAAACUUCAGACUUAAGAUGUUGAGAACGCAAUGCCAAUCUAAAAACAAAAAGGAUACAUGUCCAGAAAUUUUCUUAGACGCUGUCAGUGAAAAGCUAGCCUCUACAGCAGUAUUGUUUCUAAAUGUUGAGUUGCUAAGUGACUUUUUUUAUAAUUUCCCUAUUGAACUUGACAAAAGAUUGAAUGUACUAACCAGUGAACAGGUAGAAAUGUUUGCUAAAGAGGAUCCAAAGAUUUCAAGACAUAUCGAAUUACAAAAGAGGAAAGAAUUACUAGAAUUAGCCUUGGAAAAGAUAGAUUCCAUCUUAGUCUUCAAAAGAAGUUAUAAGAAUGUUUCGAAAAAGACAUAA
Molecule: messenger RNA, 2676 nt
Organism: Naumovozyma castellii
Lineage: Eukaryota; Fungi; Ascomycota; Saccharomycetes; Saccharomycetales; Saccharomycetaceae
Gene: MGM1
Product: dynamin-related GTPase MGM1
Exons: 1
Coding region: 1-2676 (891 amino acids)
Source: RefSeq, a predicted model, not a curated record